AUGCUCAAGAACACUAUCCUCCCCUUCUCGAAAAACACCCCCGCCCUCCUCCGGGCAACAGCAAUGGCAACGUCGCACCGCCAACCAACAAACACCGCCCUCGCUUCAUCCGCUGCUCUUCGGUCCCUCUUGCCCGCGAUUGCAGCGACAACAACAUCUACUCCUAUCCGGCAGGUCCACACAACUUCAGGAUCGGUGUCUACCUUCUCUUCCUCCUCCAACCUCGAAGACCAGUUCCUGCAACAGCAACGACGCGAACUCGCCACUCGAGCCAGCCGCCCCGUCCACAUCCACGAACACACUUUCUCUGCUGAAACCAUCGCCAACAACAUUGACGUCGACAGUGAUUACUUGGCACCCUUUUCCACACCAGAGCAGGAACUACUCCCCACGGUCCAAAUCAACCGCGACUCAACCUCCCUCAUCAUCACCCGACCCCUUUCCUCCCAACCCCACCACCCUAAUCAAUCUACUCCAACAAGUUUCACACUCGACAACGUCUGGCUCCGCGAUAACUGCCCCUGCCCGAAAUGCGUCAAUACCUCGACCCGCCAAAAGUUACAUUUAACAGAACAAGUACCAAAGGAUAUAAGCGUAUCGUCGAUUCAGGUGUGCCAGCAGGGUUUGAAAGUGACUUGGUCUCGGGGGUUGCAGGUUCUGACGGGAGAUGAAGGAGGGGAGGAAGAGAGGUUGAAGGCUCAACCGGGUCAUCCGAGUUUCUACCCCUGGGAGAUGCUUCUUACUCGGUAG
This is a messenger RNA of Linnemannia hyalina, 750 nucleotides long. Lineage: Eukaryota; Fungi; Mortierellomycota; Mortierellomycetes; Mortierellales; Mortierellaceae. The record is from the annotation of a GenBank genome assembly.